GAAAAGUUAAAACUAUACGAGUUCACGGCCUCCAUCUCCCUCAAUCUCUAAACCCUCAAUUGGAUCCAAACCGCCAUUGACGACCUGCUCUCGAACUCCGUCGAAUCUCGAUCUCAGAAGGGUUUCGUUUUCCACUCUGACAUGCUCGCUCUCUGCUAGGGUUUAUAUCCAAUUAUCGAUCUAACGGCCCGGAUCCUUGAAUUGAAGUGAAAAAUGGAAGGAGGAGGCAAUUUGGAGGCGUCGGUAGAGAAAUUGCUGAAUGUGGAGAAGCAAAUGAGGCUUGCCGGAGAUGUGGCGGGCACAAAGAAGGCCGUCACUGAGAUUCUUCAGCUCUGCUUUGAAGCACGCGCAUGGAAGACCCUCAAUGAGCAGAUUGUUGUCUUGUCCAAACGCCGGGGUCAACUUAAGCAGGCUGUAACUGCAAUGGUCCAGCAAGCAAUGCAGUAUAUUGAUGAGACUCCUGAUCUGGAAACUCGUAUAGAGCUUAUUAAAUCACUAAAUAACGUUUCUGCUGGAAAGAUAUAUGUUGAGAUUGAGAGAGCCAGAUUGAUUAAGAAACUUGCAAAAAUCAAGGAAGAACAAGGGCUUAUAGCCGAAGCUGCUGAUUUGAUGCAAGAAAUAGCGGUUGAAACUUUUGGUGCUAUGGCAAAAACUGAGAAAAUUGCUUUCAUUCUUGAACAAGUCCGUUUGUGCUUAGAUCGCCAAGAUUACAUACGCGCACAAAUCCUCUCGAGGAAGAUUAGUCCAAGGGUUUUUGAAGUUGAUCCCUCAAAAGAGAAGAAAAAGCCUAAAGAAGGUGAUGCUCUCGUUGAGGAGGCUCCUGCUGAUAUUCCUUCACUCUUGGAGUUGAAGAGGAUCUAUUAUGAAUUGAUGAUAAGAUAUUAUUCCCACAAUAAUGAUUACCUUGAAAUUUGCCGUUGCUACAAGGCGAUAUACAGUAUUCCUUCUGUCAAAGAAAACCCGUCCCACUGGACACCGGUUUUAAGGAAAAUAUGUUGGCAUUUGGUUCUCGCACCACAUGAUCCGAUGCAAUCGAGCCUUCUUAAUUCCACCUUGGAGGACAAGAAUCUCUCUGAGCUUCCAAAUUUCAAAUUGCUGUUGAAGCAACUGGUCACCAUGGAGGUCAUACAAUGGACAGCUCUGUGGAAUAUGUACAAGGAAGAAUUUGACAAUGAGAAGAACUUGCUUGGAGGUUCUUUGGGUGACAAAGCAGCUGAAGAUCUAAAACAGAGGAUAAUUGAACAUAAUAUUCUUGUUGUUUCAAAGUAUUACUCAAGGAUUACACUGAAGAGACUUGCAGAGCUGUUAUGUCUCAGCAUUCAGGAGGCUGAGAAGCAUCUUUCAGAGAUGGUUGUUUCCAAGGCACUGAUUGCAAAGAUUGACAGGCCAAUGGGCAUCGUUAGUUUCCAAAUAGCGAAGGAUAGCAAUGACAUCCUCAACUCAUGGUCUGCAAACUUGGAGAAAUUGCUUGAUCUUGUUGAGAAGAGUUGCCAUCAAAUACACAAGGAAACUAUGGUUCACAAAGCCGCCCUAAAGGCUUGAGGAACUUGGAGGAACUGGUUAAUCCAGGUUUGCAGGUUGAGCGGCCUUGGUCUUUUUUCGUUUUUGGCCUGAAAUUUAUAUGAUCGGAACUAUCAUCUAAACAAACUGACUGGGUUAGUCAGGCAGGCAUUUGUCAAGUUUUAAGUUUGAUUAUCAGGCACAUCUUAGCAAAAAAUUGUAGUAUACCGCCGGAUACAUGGUUUAUUCGUGGAAAGACCUAAACGGGCUCAUUUUUAUCUGUGGAAAGAAAUUGAUUGCUUUACUCGUUUAUUUCAAAUCUUAAUCAAA
Molecule: messenger RNA, 1830 nt
Organism: Morus notabilis
Lineage: Eukaryota; Viridiplantae; Streptophyta; Magnoliopsida; Rosales; Moraceae
Product: 26S proteasome non-ATPase regulatory subunit 12 homolog A
Exons: 12
Coding region: 214-1542 (442 amino acids)
Cellular component (GO): proteasome regulatory particle, lid subcomplex; nuclear proteasome complex; cytoplasm
Source: RefSeq, a predicted model, not a curated record